AUGAUUCUCUUGCCCCCGAUGUUUUACCUGUUGUUUUUUGCACUGCUUCAGGUCGCGCUGGUCAGGGCCGUUGAUGAUUACGACGUGUUGCAAUACAUUAAUCCACUCAUUGGAAGCACAGAUGGCGGAAAUGUCUUUCCUGGGGCAACAAUCCCUUAUGGCAUGGCCAUGGCCGUGGCUGAUACGGACUCCCAAAGUAACCAAGGCGGAUUUACUCUAGAUGGCAGUAAAAUCACAGGGUUCUCCAGUUUACAUGACUCUGGAACAGGAGGCCAACCCUCACUUGGGAAUUUCCCGCUAUUUCCCUACGUUUCUUGCGCUGAUGACCAAGUCAAUGGCUGCGUCUACCCCAAGAAGCUGCGGAAAACGACCUAUGACCAAAAUUCGGUCGUAUCCAGCCCUGGUUACUUUGGUUUAACCAUGGAUUCUGGUAUCCAAGUGGACAUGACCGCAUCUCAUCAUACCUCUCUUUUCCGCUUCCGCAUUACAUCUAAUCAGACUUCCGGCCCCCUCAUCCUGCUGGACCUUAGUGACUUGUCGGACACGAGACAAGAUAACGGGUCAGUGUUUGUGGAUGAGACCACCGGUCGACUCACAGGUUACGCACGCUUCCUGCCGAGCUUCGGCAGUGGCUCGUAUGUGCCGUAUUUCUGUGCGGAUUUUGAUAGUGACGCCGGGAUUCGCGACAACGGGAUCUUCGUUAACUCCCGAGCAAGUACCGAUGUGAAGAAUGUUACAGUAUCCCGGAGCAUCAAUGGUUAUCCCCUCCCGGCCGGGGGUUUUGUUCGAUUCAAUCAACGUCAAUCCCACACCAUCAAGGCCCGUGUGGGCCUGAGUUUUUUGAGCAUUGCGCAGGCUUGUCAUAAUGCUGAACAUGAAAUUCCCAACUUUGACUUCAAUGCCACCCGGUCUGCUGCCGUUGAUUUGUGGACGGAGAAGCUAGCCCCAAUCCGUGUGUCCAGGAAUGGUAUCGACUCUUCGGUUCUUACCAAUUUCUACAGUGGAAUUUACAGGACUAUGGUCAACCCUCAGAACUACACUGGAGAAAACCCGCUUUGGAGUAGCGCAGAACCCUACUUCGACUCCUUUUAUUGCCUCUGGGAUUCGUUCCGGUCUCAGAUUCCCUUCUUGACAAUUGUUGAUCCUUCGGCCGUGACCAGCAUGAUUCGCUCCUUAAUUGACACACAGAGGCAUUUGGGAUGGCUUCCCGAUUGCCGUUACACACAAGGCGGCUCCAACGCGGACGUAGUGCUUGCAGAUGCAUACGUAAAAGGUUUAUCAGAUGGCAUCGAUUGGGAAGAUGGAUACACAGCUGUUCAAAAAGAUGCCGAGGAAGAGCCAUAUGACUGGUCAAAUGAGGGCCGGGGAGGAUUGGCUAGCUGGAAAUCGCUAAACUACAUUCCGGUUGAAGAUUUCGAUUAUGUCGGCUUUGGAACCAUGACACGGAGCAUUUCGCGUACCUUAGAGUAUGCCUACAAUGACUUCACCAUUGCACAGAUUGCUCGUGGUCUCAACAAAACAGGGGAUGCUGAGAAGUACGAAGGAACGUCCAGAUAUUGGCAGAACCUCUUCAGAGCCGACCAGACCUCUUCCAUUUCCGGUGUCGACACUGGUUUUAAGGGUUUCUUUCAGCCGAAGCAUUUAAAUGGUACUUGGGGAUACCAGGAUCCGAUAACAUGCUCCAGCAUCGACCAAAGUGACUCAAUCUGUUCGUUGCAAAACACAGCCGCAGAAACCUUUGAGUCUAGCAUAUGGGAAUACCAGUUCUUCACACCGCACGACAUGUCCACCCUCAUCACUCUCCUCGGCGGUCCCGAUCAAUUCACCCGCCGUCUAGACUACCUCCAUGAUCAAAAUAUCACCUAUAUUGGCAACGAACCCUCCUUCCUCACUGUCUUUCAAUACCACUACGCAGGCCGUCCCGGCAAAUCUACCUCCCGCGCCCACUUCUACAUCCCACGCUUCUUCAACCCCACCCCCGCUGGCCUUCCAGGUAACGACGACUCCGGUGCCAUGGGCUCCUUCGUCGCAAUGGCCAUGAUGGGUUUAUUCCCCAACCCCGGUCAAAACGUGUAUCUGAUAACCGCACCCUUCUUCGAAUCAGUUAACAUCACCAGUCCCAUUACGGGGCGCACGGCUACAGUCAGAACUGUAGAUUUUGAUUCUGCUUAUCAGAAUAUAUACAUUCAAUCUGCCACGCUGGAUGGGAAACCUUACUCGAAGAGUUGGGUUGGCCAUGAGUUCUUUACGCAGGGCAGUGAGCUUCUUCUUGUUCUGGGGAGGAACGAGAGUGAUUGGGGGACGGGGUCUGAUGAUGUUCCGCCUUCUUUGGGGGUGAAUGUUCUCGAUCCUUGA
This is a messenger RNA of Aspergillus puulaauensis, 2355 nucleotides long. RefSeq names its product glycoside hydrolase family 92 protein. The record is from RefSeq and is a predicted model, not a curated record. The transcript has 7 exons. Gene Ontology annotation, biological process: carbohydrate metabolic process; glycoprotein catabolic process; protein quality control for misfolded or incompletely synthesized proteins. Gene Ontology annotation, molecular function: peptide-N4-(N-acetyl-beta-glucosaminyl)asparagine amidase activity; carbohydrate binding. NCBI's taxonomy places the organism in Eukaryota, Fungi, Ascomycota, Eurotiomycetes, Eurotiales, Aspergillaceae. Gene Ontology annotation, cellular component: cytosol; nucleus. The coding region runs from base 1 to 2355 and encodes 784 amino acids.